Molecule: messenger RNA, 712 nt
Organism: Thunnus maccoyii (southern bluefin tuna)
Lineage: Eukaryota; Metazoa; Chordata; Actinopteri; Scombriformes; Scombridae
Product: SLC35A4 upstream open reading frame protein-like
Exons: 3
Coding region: 66-377 (103 amino acids)
Source: RefSeq, a predicted model, not a curated record
UUUCAUUUUCAUCAAAGCUACAAGAAAAAGAAGAAGAGAAACAUCAACAACACUCAAGUGAAGCUAUGGCUAAUGACAAGGAUCCUCUGAGCCAGCUCAAGGACCUGGGGGACCUGAAGGAUCAGCUGGAGGAUAUCCAGAGACGGAUCGAGGAUGAGAUACAGACUGGGGUUCCUCCAGGUGGCAGUCUGCUGGCUUCUCCUUUCCUGAAAGGUUUUCUGGCUGGGUACAUUGUUGCUAGGCUACGCUCCUCAGCGUUGCUAGGUGUUGCUGUUGGAACGUGUACAGGAAUCUAUGCGGCACAAAAUUAUGCCGUUCCCAACAUUGAAAACACCAUCAAAGACUACAUCCGUAAUCUGAAAGAAGGACGCAAGUGAGGAGACGGGAGGAAAAAUAAGAAGAGGGUGCCUUUACAGCUGCAUACGGGAACAGACACAGUACCUGUCAAAACUUUGGACGCACCUUCCCGUUCAUUUGAAUGAGAAAGUGUGUCCAAAGUUUUGACUGGUACUGUAUGUAUUUGGAAAAAGUUUUAGAUGUUUCAACAGCUAUUAAUUUCUCCUUCCACAUGGAUGGAUAAAUAGUCAAAUUCUAAAGUUGCAAGCCAACAUGUAGAGUAAGGAGCCACCUGAGUAUAGAAAAGGGGUGACUGUAAUGCAUUUUGAAUAGUCUGAGCAUAUACUAAAAUGAUUACAAAUGCAAUUAAUCAUUA